AUGUCUGAGCUGAAAGCGGCUUUGAAGGAGGCCAAAAAGCUGCUCAGUACAGGCAAAAGCGAUGAUGCUCUCAGUGCAUUGCAAGGUUUACUCGAUGAUGGCAUUGAAGACUACAUGCUAUUUUCCUUCGCUGCUCUAGCGCAUGCUAAUCUUGAUGACGCUAAAGAAGCUAGGACUUUAUAUGAAAAGGCCAUCAAGUUAGACACUAAGCUGCCAGCCGCAUGGCAAGGACUGCACAAAUUGUUUGAUUCGGGUAAGCUACCUGCAGAUGAUCGUGCUUUGGAAGUGUGCGAUCACCUAAUAGCAUCAAGGUACUUGUUUCUUUUUCUUUUUAGCUCAUUUUAG
Strongylus vulgaris is the source of this 345-nucleotide messenger RNA. The record is from the annotation of a GenBank genome assembly. Lineage: Eukaryota; Metazoa; Nematoda; Chromadorea; Rhabditida; Strongylidae.